UUAAUAAUUUUAUAAUUUGUUAUAAAAGUAAUUCGAAUAAUUGGUGAAAAUAUCGAAUUUAAAUAUUAAAAUUGAUCGAACAAUAUGUUAUUUUUGACAAGUGGUUUCUUUGUUAUUCUCAUUGUUCAAUUGCCAAUAACGUUGGCAAGAUUUAUGGUCAACGAUGAGUUGGACAAAUUACCUGAUAAAUGGAAGAUCGUGUCACCAGAAUUGAAACCUCCGCAAAUUGAGCUCAAAUUGUUAAAAGACUCGCAGGAUAAAAAAUAUACGAGUAGCAUAGAAUAUAUAAUUACGUAUGAUAACAACAUAGAAUUAAAGAAUGGAAACAUUGAUAAGAACAUAAAAGAAAAUAAAGUCAAUAUUGAUUUGAAAAAAAAUAUCAAGGAUGGGAGUAAAAAUGAAAAAAUUAAAUCAUUACCUUCUAAAAAAAUUAUUGACAUCAAUAUCUGUCCUAAGAAUCAGAAAUUAGAUCACUUGGGAAGGUGUAGAGAAGUCGUUUAUUUCAUAAAUUGAAGAACAGCUGCAAUUGAUUAGACUUUCAAGAUAAAACUGAAUGCUUUUAUCAUUAUCACUAUGAAAGUACGAAAGUUUUUUUAAAAAAUCUCUUAUAUAUUAAUUUAGAAAUAGUAUAAAAAAUAGUAUAAAAAUAUACUUCUUAUUUGUCAACGAUAUAAAGAAUCUUAUACAUGAAUAUACCUAGAAAUUCUUUCAGUUUUAAUAAUUUAUGAAUUUAAAUAUUAGAUAAUCAAGAAAAUUUUGUUGUUUCUUUUAUAAUA
Messenger RNA from Apis dorsata (giant honeybee), 776 nucleotides. RefSeq lists its product as uncharacterized. The record is from RefSeq and is a predicted model, not a curated record. NCBI's taxonomy places the organism in Eukaryota, Metazoa, Arthropoda, Insecta, Hymenoptera, Apidae. The transcript is spliced from 2 exons. The coding region runs from base 85 to 513 and encodes 142 amino acids.